Leishmania mexicana MHOM/GT/2001/U1103 is the source of this 2529-nucleotide messenger RNA. RefSeq lists its product as uncharacterized. The transcript has a single exon. The record is from RefSeq and is a predicted model, not a curated record. The coding region runs from base 1 to 2529 and encodes 842 amino acids. Lineage: Eukaryota; Euglenozoa; Kinetoplastea; Trypanosomatida; Trypanosomatidae.
AUGAGGCCGACCCGCACGAGCUCUUCCCGUUCCUGCCGGAGGAGCCGGUGCCGGGGAUGCCGCUCGCGGAGGCCGAGCUCGUCGCGGACCCCGAGUUUCCGCACGCUGGCGAACGAACUGGUGGACCUGCGCAGGAACCCGGAGGCCAGCCCGCAGGCGCUGCGCGCCGCGGAGGCGGCGCUGGCCGACCACGCUGCCGAGGUGGCGGCCGCGAAGCUGCGCGCGACGGAGGAGGCGCAGGCGCACUACCCGUUCCUGUCGAAGCGCGUCGCGGGCGUGCCGCUGAGCGAGCUGCCGCUGGCGCAGGACGAGCUGUUCCAGGCGCUGGUGGCGCAGCGCGCGCCGCUGCUGCGGGAGCCGGAGGCGAACGCCCAGCCGCUGCGUGCCGUGGAGGACCAGCUGCGCAACCGCGCAGCGGUGCUUGCGGACGCCAAGGAGAAGCUGGACGCCAUCCACGCCGCGGACAGCGACGAGGUGCGUGCGCACAACCCGUUCCUGCCGCACAGCGACGUGCGCGGGGUGCCGCUGCGCGAGCUGGGCCUGUCGCAGGACGCCGAGUACGUGGACAAGUGGCUGGACCGGCUGCGGCUGAUGGAGCACCCGGAGGAGAACCGGCCCGCCAUCCAGGCCGUCGAGGGCGCGCUGCGCGACCGCGCCGAGGAGCUGGCGCGGGACAAGCUGCGCGCGGAGGACGAGCUGCUGGCGAAGCACCCCUUCGUGGCACGGCCGCCGGGUGCGCCGCUGCUGGCGUCGCUAGGCGUGCCGGUGGACGAGCAGUUCCGACAGAUGGCGCAGGAGCACGCGGCGCUUGCGGAGGAGCCGGUGCGCAACGCCGAGCCGCUGCGCGCGGUGGAGAAGGCGAUGCAGGCCCGUGUGGCCGCGCUGGCUGCCGCGGACGCCGAGGAGACGCUGAAGCCGGCGGAGGCUGCGCGGGUGCUGGUGCGCGAGCACCUGAUGUGCGUGCCGUACGUGCACCCCGACGUGCCCAAGGACGCGAUCUUCAGCGAGCUGGCGGAGAAGCGUGACGCGCUGCUGAGCGACCUGGAGCGCAACGCGGCGCCGCUGCGCGCGGUGGAGGAGGAGAUGCACGAGCGCGCGGUGCAGGUGGCGGCGCAGCACAAGCGCCGCACGCGCCCGGAGCGUCGGCUCUCCACUGUGCAGAUGACGGACGUGGAGCCGGAGAAGGCCGGCGAGGUGCGGGAGCAGGAGGCGGACACGGCGCCGUUGCUGUCGGGCACGGAGGUGCGCGACCCGUACUACCAAGAGCUGGUGGCGCUGCGCGCCUCGCUGGUGGAGGCGGGUCCGAGGCGCUACGCGGACACGAUCCGCGCGGUGGAGGAGCAGAUGAAGGACCGCGCAGUGCAGCUGCACAGGGACAACGAGCGUGCCGCCGCGGCCCGCGAGCGCGUGCGCGACGCGCUGCUGGAGCAGUACCCGUUCCUGCCGAAGGACCUCCACGGCAUCCCGCUGGAGGAUCUGCCGCUGCGCGACGACGACGAGUUCGUCGACGCGGAGCAGGAGCGCGCGCGCCUGGCCGCGGAGCCGGUGCGCAACGCCGAGACGCUGCGCGCCGCGGAGGACCGGAUGAGGGCGCGCGCGGGGAAGGUGGCGGACGUGGCUGCGGCCACCGAGGAGGCGCUGCGUGAAAGGCUGCCGUUUGUGGAGGUGGGCAAGGUACCGCUGCGCAGCAUGGGGCUGGAGUCGUGGCCGGAGUUCGCGGCGCUGCUGGCGCAGCUGGAGGAGCUGGCCAAGGACCACCCGGCGGCGGCGAAGGGGCCGGAGGCGCGGCGGCUGGAGAAGGCCAUGGUGGACCUGGCCAAGCUGCGGGCCUACGACGAGGCGGCGGCGACGCAGUGCGACGCGAUGAAGGAGGCCGACCUGCACGAGCGCUUCCCGUUCCUGCCGGAGGAGCCGGUGCCGGGGAUGCCGCUCGCGGAGGCCGAGCUCGUCGCGGACCCCGAGUUCCGCACGCUGGCGAACGAACUGGUGGACCUGCGCAGGAACCCGGAGGCCAGCCCGCAGGCGCUGCGCGCCGCGGAGGCGGCGCUGGCCGACCACGCUGCCGAGGUGGCGGCCGCGAAGCUGCGCGCGACGGAGGAGGCGCAGGCGCACUACCCGUUCCUGUCGAAGCGCGUCGCGGGCGUGCCGCUGAGCGAGCUGCCGCUGGCGCAGGACGAGCUGUUCCAGGCGCUGGUGGCGCAGCGCGCGCCGCUGCUGCGGGAGCCGGAGGCGAACGCCCAGCCGCUGCGUGCCGUGGAGGACCAGCUGCGCAACCGCGCAGCGGUGCUUGCGGACGCCAAGGAGAAGCUGGACGCCAUCCACGCCGCGGACAGCGACGAGGUGCGUGCGCACAACCCGUUCCUGCCGCACAGCGACGUGCGCGGGGUGCCGCUGCGCGAGCUGGGCCUGUCGCAGGACGCCGAGUACGUGGACAAGUGGGUGGACCGGCUGCGGCUGAUGGAGCACCCGGAGGAGAACCGGCCCGCCAUCCAGGCCGUCGAGGGCGCGCUGCGCGAUGGUCAGGUAUGA